Molecule: messenger RNA, 324 nt
Organism: Prorocentrum cordatum
Lineage: Eukaryota; Dinophyceae; Prorocentrales; Prorocentraceae
Source: the annotation of a GenBank genome assembly
AUGCAGAUCGUAUCUUUGACCGUGCUGUACGGCUACGUCCUGCUUCACGCGUCGGAUCUCAUCAGCAGGGGCAGCGAGCUGCUGCUCCUGGUCCCGCGGUUCGCGCCAGUGGUGGGCAGCGUUGUGCUGCCGAUCCUCGGGGCCGUGCCCGACGGCAUGAUGGUGCUGAUGUCUGGGCUCGGCGAGGACGCGCAGGAGUUUCUGUUUAUGUGGCCUUCUCUUCUUCUAGAGCUGGCCGUGGGUGUUGGCGCCCUGGCGGGUAGCACCGUCAUGCCAUGCUGCUCACGUUGCCUUGGUUCCUUGCGGUGCUCACUGGCCGCGUGA